Molecule: messenger RNA, 1017 nt
Organism: Diaporthe citri
Lineage: Eukaryota; Fungi; Ascomycota; Sordariomycetes; Diaporthales; Diaporthaceae
Exons: 1
Coding region: 1-1017 (338 amino acids)
Source: RefSeq, a predicted model, not a curated record
AUGUCCAUGCCUCAAUUCAAGGAUCUUGGAAACGAUAUCUGGCUGUACGAGCCUCGAGACAAUGAAAAGAACAACCCAGAACACCGGACCGAAUGGGAUCGCCCGAGUGGAAAGGGACACCCGCCGGCUCUCAUUAUCCUAUGCACAUGGUUAGGAGGAGCGACUACCAAACGGAUCGACAAGUACACCGAGGGCUACCAUCGUCUCUGGCCUUGUUCCAGGAUCCUUCUCAUCCGUACCACCCUCAGCGAAUAUCUUCUCCAGAGCACCACUUCUCUCCGCAGGAGGCUUCGUCCAGCCCAUCAUGAGAUCAGGAGGCUCGGACAAGAGGGUCAAAGACAACGUCAAGAUAAACCCACGAGCGAGCUUACCAGCGGGGAAAUCAUUCUCCAUAUGUUCUCGCAGGGUGGAAGCAACACGGCGACCCAGCUACUCGAGUCCAUGAAUGCGAUCUUGUCGACGCUGGGGCACAAGGGACCACUGCCACUGAGACAGAUCGUUCUCGACAGUUGUCCGGGGGACCCUGGUAUCUACAGCACUUUUGCAGCUGGUGCCUACUCCUUGCCAGAAACCAGCCUCUUGCGUCCUUUGGGUAGUACUGCCUUGUUCAUCUUGGCCGCGGGCUUAGCGGGCAUGGAAGCCACCGGACUCAAGACACCUUUGGCCAAAAAGAUGCGCUCGCAAUUGAAUGAUCCUGAAAUCUUCUCGGCCAGGGCUACCAGACUGUAUUUGACCUCAGAAGCGGACACUAUUGUGGACUCUCGAGAUGUUGAAGAACACCGGGAUCAGGCUGCUGCCAAGGGUCUGACGACAGAUAUUUUGCGGUUCCACCGAGCAGGACAUUGCUCCCUCGUCCUGGAGGAUGGCGCCGCUUAUUGGAAUGCGAUCGCGUCCGCGUGGGAGAAGGGUGCGGUUCCCGGUACUGCGCAGAGCGCCGGAGAGGGCGAAGACAAGUUAGUGCCACAGUUUCCCCCUGUGUCUAUCGGAGCAUCCAGUCAGUCCAGGAGUCGGCUAUAA